Messenger RNA from Peniophora sp. CBMAI 1063, 606 nucleotides. The record is from the annotation of a GenBank genome assembly. NCBI's taxonomy places the organism in Eukaryota, Fungi, Basidiomycota, Agaricomycetes, Russulales, Peniophoraceae.
AUGGCGGAUUCAGUCAACCUCAGCUCUGGUCAGGUCGGCUCCAGGUUCGUCACUCAGAAUGAGCUCGACGAUGCCCGUGAACGGCGAGAGGAGCAGUGGAGGCAGGCCUACGCUAGACUGGGCCAAGAGCCGCCGCCCAAGCCGACCGAAGACGCGUACGACGGUCGAUCGUUGGCAGAGAAAUUGGCCGCGAACAGAGCGGCCAAGCAGGAAGAAUGGGAGGAGAAAAACAAGCUCGCAAACCAGUUCCGCGCACUCGAGGAGGACGAAAUCAUGUUUCUCGAUUCGGUACGCGAAAAGCAGGAGGCUGCCGAGCGUGAACGCAAGGAACGCGACGGCGAGGAGGUCAAGUCAUUCAGGGAAGCCGUGGCCUCGAAGGUAAUCGUCAAAUCACCGCCUCCUGCGCCCGCGCCCGCUCCGGCUGCGCCUAAAACUACAGCAUCGGCCCCACCGGCGAAGAAGCCCGGCAAGACACUCAAAGGCGUCGUGGUCAAGAAGAAGGCAAUUAAGCCUGCAGCCACCGCCUCCGCUUCAGCUCCAACCGCCGGAAGCCCAAGUAAAGACGAAGAUGCACCGCCAGAUGCCAAGCGGCGUAAGAUUGCGUAG